This is a messenger RNA of Chaetura pelagica (chimney swift), 1544 nucleotides long. It is a transcript of the gene TWF1, whose product is annotated as twinfilin actin-binding protein 1. The transcript is spliced from 9 exons. The coding region runs from base 1 to 1167 and encodes 388 amino acids. The record is from RefSeq and is a predicted model, not a curated record. Lineage: Eukaryota; Metazoa; Chordata; Aves; Apodiformes; Apodidae. Gene Ontology annotation, biological process: positive regulation of neuron projection development; barbed-end actin filament capping; regulation of lamellipodium assembly. Gene Ontology annotation, molecular function: actin filament binding; actin monomer binding. Gene Ontology annotation, cellular component: myofibril; cytoplasm; actin filament.
AUGGUGGCCUGGGAGCCACGGGGGUUUAUCCAGCCAGGGGACGUGAAGGAAAGCGGAGCAUCGCUCCAUCCCACCGGCCAGGCUGCAGCGUUAAGUAAAUUAGCUGUAAGAAAAUACACGGGGUCAAAUGUGAAGGCGUCAAGUGGAAGUGUUAAAGACAUCUUUGUUGGAGCCAGAAAUGGACAAUACAGGCUUUUAAAAAUAGUCAUUGACAAUGAGCAGCUUAUUGUGGGAUCAUCUAUGCGGCCAGUUGGAUCAUGGGAAAAGGAUUAUGAUUCCUUUGUCCUUCCCCUUCUUGAAGACAAGCAACCAUGUUAUAUAUUAUACAGAUUAGAUUCUCAGAAUGCUCAAGGAUAUGAAUGGAUCUUCAUUGCAUGGUCACCUGAUCACUCUCCUGUUCGUCAAAAAAUGUUGUAUGCAGCAACCCGAGCAACACUUAAGAAAGAAUUUGGAGGUGGUCAUAUUAAGGAUGAAGUAUUUGGAACAGUACAGGAUGAUGUUUCACUGAAUGGAUAUAAAAAAUAUUUGAUAUCGCAGUCCUCCCCUGCGCCUCUCACUGCAGCAGAAGAAGAACUUCGACAAAUUAAGAUUAAUGAGGUACAGACGGAUGUUGGUGUAGAUACCAAGCAUCAAACAUUGCAAGGAGUAGCAUUCCCCAUAGCUAAAGAAGCUAUUCAGGCUUUGGAGAAACUGAAAAAUAAGAAUCUGAAUUAUGUACAACUGCAAAUUGAUAUGAAAAAUGAAGUUAUUAUUUUGGCCAACACACUUCAUACGGAACUUAAGGACUUGCCAAAAAGAAUUCCAAAGGAUGCUGCACGUUACCACUUUUUCCUGUAUAAACAUGCCCAUGAAGGAGACUAUUUGGAAUCCAUAGUUUUCAUCUACUCGAUGCCAGGCUAUACCUGCAGUAUACGAGAACGAAUGCUCUACUCUAGUUGCAAAAGUCCACUGUUAGAAAUUGUAGAAAGACAGUUGUGGAUGCAGAUCAUUAGAAAGAUUGAAAUAGAUAAUGGUGAUGAGUUAACUGCUGACUUCCUUUAUGAAGAGGUUCAUCCAAAACAACAUGCUCACAAACAAAAUUUUGCUAAACCAAAAGGCCCUGCAGGGAAGAGGGGAACACGAAGAUUGAUUAGAGGUCCAGCAGAGACUGAAACACCUAGUGACUAGAAACUGUUGUGUUUGUUAUAAAGUAUUACAGUAAGAAAUGAAAUUGUUGCUUUUGGUAAUGAACUGAAAUCAUUCCAUUUAUAGAUGCUAGGGAAAAAAAAGCUCUUUUUACUCUUCUGACCUCAAGACUUUUUAUAUUGUUACAUGAUCAUAUUUCUGUUGGCCAUGUUUUACAACAUGUGGAAGAGCUAGUUAUUUUAAAUCUAGAAGAGGAAAACUAAGCUAGUGCACCUUUAUUUUAAACUAGAAUGCAUAUUUUAAUAGCUGUAUCUGUGAUCAUAAACCUUGCAAAUGUAAGACUGUUAAGCCCCUGUAUUCUCCAAGUUACAGCUGUAUGGCUAGAAAACAAACCUGUAUUCUUCUGAGUAGCCUAUUGA